This is a messenger RNA of Diorhabda sublineata, 1818 nucleotides long. RefSeq names its product axoneme-associated protein mst101(2)-like. The record is from RefSeq and is a predicted model, not a curated record. Bases 1 to 1818 code for a protein of 605 amino acids. NCBI's taxonomy places the organism in Eukaryota, Metazoa, Arthropoda, Insecta, Coleoptera, Chrysomelidae. The transcript is spliced from 2 exons.
AUGUCUUCUUCAGUUUCUAAAUUGGAUACAAUAUUUUUAGACAAACACGUGGACGAGAGUCCUAGUUGUGGAUCCUCUCCAAACAAGGCUUUAUAUGGAGUCCUUGCAAUUGUUGAAUGGCAAAAGAAAAAGAAGGAAACCUGUAAGGACAUAAAGAAGAUCUGUCGAGAAGGAGCUGCAGCAGUUAAGCUCUUGGAAAGAGGCUACAGGAAUAGCCAAAAACAGAAGAAAAUAAAGAGCCCUCAUCAAGAAAAUUGGACGGAGCCCAGAAAACAACGCAUGUGGAUAGGCAAUAGGCAAAAGAAAAAAAAGGAAAUCUGUAAGAACAUAAAGAAGAUCUGUCGAGAAAGAGCUGCAACAGUUAAGCUCUUGGAAAGAGGCUACAGGAAUAGCCAAAAACAGAAGAAAAUAAAGAGCCCUCAUCAAGAAAAUUGGACGGAGCCCAGAAAACAACGCAUGUGGAUAGGCAAUAGGCAAAAGAAAAAAAAGGAAAUCUGUAAGAACAUAAAGAAGAUCUGUCGAGAAGGAGCUGCAGCAGUUAAGCUCUUGGAAAGAGGCUACAGGAAUAGCCAAAAACAGAAGAAAAUAAAGAGCCCUCAUCAAGAAAAUUGGACGGAGCCCAGAAAACAACGCAUGUGGAUAGGCAAUAGGCAAAAGAAAAAAAAGGAAAUCUGUAAGAACAUAAAGAAGAUCUGUCGAGAAAGAGCUGCAACAGUUAAGCUCUUGGAAAGAGGCUACAGGAAUAGCCAAAAACAGAAGAAAAUAAAGAGCCCUCAUCAAGAAAAUUGGACGGAGCCCAGAAAACAACGCAUGUGGAUAGGCAAUAGGCAAAAGAAAAAAAAGGAAAUCUGUAAGAACAUAAAGAAGAUCUGUCGAGAAAGAGCUGCAACAGUUAAGCUCUUGGAAAGAGGCUACAGGAAUAGCCAAAAACAGAAGAAAAUAAAGAGCCCUCAUCAAGAAAAUUGGACGGAGCCCAGAAAACAACGCAUGUGGAUAGGCAAUAGGCAAAAGAAAAAGAAGGAAAUCUGUAAGAACAUAAAGAAGAUCUGUCGAGAAAGAGCUGCAACAGUUAAGCUCUUGGAAAGAGGCUACAGGAAUAGCCAAAAACAGAAGAAAAUAAAGAGCCCUCAUCAAGAAAAUUGGACGGAGCCCAGAAAACAACGCAUGUGGAUAGGCAAUAGGCAAAAGAAAAAGAAGGAAAUCUGUAAGAACAUAAAGAAGAUCUGUCGAGAAGGAGCUGCAGCAGUUAAGCUCUUGGAAAGAGGCUACAGGAAUAACCAAAAACAGAAGAAAAUAAAGAGCCCUCAUCAAGAACAUUGGACGGAGCCCAGAAAACAACGCAUGUGGAUAGGCAAUAGGCAAAAGAAAAAGAAGGAAACCUGUAAGGACAUAAAGAAGAUCUGUCGAGAAAGAGCUGCAACAGUUAAGCUCUUGGAAAGAGGCUACAGGAAUAGCCAAAAACAGAAGAAAAUAAAGAGCCCUCAUCAAGAAAAUUGGACGGAGCCCAGAAAACAACGCAUGUGGAUAGGCAAUAGGCAAAAGAAAAAAAAGGAAAUCUGUAAGAACAUAAAGAAGAUCUGUCGAGAAAGAGCUGCAACAGUUAAGCUCUUGGAAAGAGGCUACAGGAAUAGCCAAAAACAGAAGAAAAUAAAGAGCCCUCAUCAAGAACAUUGGACGGAGCCCAGAAAACAACGCAUGUGGAUAGGCAAUAGGCAAAAGAAAAAGAAGGAAAUCUGUAAGAACAUAAAGAAGAUCUGUCGAGAAAGAGCUGCAACAGUUAAGCUCUUGGAAAGAGGCUACAGGAAUAGCCAAAAAUAG